Messenger RNA from Glycine soja, 1242 nucleotides. Its product is annotated as translin-associated protein X. Gene Ontology annotation, cellular component: cytoplasm; nucleus. The record is from RefSeq and is a predicted model, not a curated record. The transcript is spliced from 9 exons. Gene Ontology annotation, molecular function: sequence-specific DNA binding; RNA binding; RNA endonuclease activity. The coding region runs from base 39 to 938 and encodes 299 amino acids. Lineage: Eukaryota; Viridiplantae; Streptophyta; Magnoliopsida; Fabales; Fabaceae.
UUCAUUUGUCAGGGGGGUCACGGCGUUUAGGUGUACAGAUGUUGCACAGUUUAAGGUUUUCUCUAUUCAUGGCAUCCAAACAUCGAAUUGCAGGGACCAACAUUCAGAGCUCCGCAAAGAGGGCAAGAACCAUGGCCACGUCCUCCACAGCCAUUGAACCCGCUUUGAAGGAGGCUUUUUCCAGAUAUACUCAGUGUCUCAAUGACCUCAAUGACAAACGUGAAAGAGUGGUCAAAGCAAGUCGUGAUGUAACAAUGAAUAGUAAGAAAGUCAUAUUUCAAGUGCACAGGAUGAGUAAAUACAAUAAAGUGGAAGUACUUGAGAAAGCUGAAAAGGAUUUAGCAGCUGUGACAGAUCAGUACAUGUCACGACUAGUCAAAGAAUUGCAGGGAACUGAUUUUUGGAAGCUAAGACGAGCAUACUCACCUGGGAUACAGGAGUAUGUUGAAGCUGCUACAUUCUAUGGUUUCUGUAAAAGUGGAACUCUUUUGAAGCUUGAUGAGAUAAACAAAACAUUGCUACCACUUAGUGAUCCAUCUCUUGAUCCUCUGCAGAUAAAUAUCCUUGACUAUAUAUUAGGGUUUAAGGAUCAAUUGGGGCAAAAUAGAGGUUCAAGUUAUCUAUUUGUGAAAGAGGUUGCAGAUUUGACUGGAGAGUUGAUGCGUUUAGCAAUAGGUAGGAUAUCAGAUGGUGAACUUGAGUUUGCUGAGAAGAUAUGCAGAUUUGCACGUGAUGUAUACAGGGAGCUUACACUUGUAGUGCCACAUAUGGAUGACAGUUCUGAUAUGAAAACAAAGAUGGAUGUAAUGCUCCAAAGUGUCAUGAAAAUAGAGAAUGCUUGCUUUGGUGUUCAUGUGAGAGGGUCAGAGUAUAUUCCACUUCUUGGAUCCAACGAUCCAAGUUCUUUCUUAGUGGGAGUUCCAGAUAUUGAACUAUGAGUUAUCCAUUGGACGCUUUGUGAGAUCCAUGUAAAUGAGAGAAUAGUCUGCUAGAAGGUUUUGGAGGUUGAUAUCACUGCAUGGACCAAUCUUGACUAUAUUUUGCGUUUGCACAUGAUCAUCGAAGAGGAAAAUUAAGACGAUUCUUAACAAAGAUGAGAAUGUACGCUUCUCAUUUUAUUUGAAAAGGUUGAUAAUUUUCACAUGAUGUUAUUGAACAUUUACUAAAUCUUCUGAGAUUACAGACAUUGACAUGAUGCUUGAAUUAUGCUAUCAGAUGAACAUUUCAGUUUUCUCUUCGGUC